This is a messenger RNA of Heterotrigona itama, 1271 nucleotides long. Lineage: Eukaryota; Metazoa; Arthropoda; Insecta; Hymenoptera; Apidae. The record is from the annotation of a GenBank genome assembly.
AUGGUAUCGAGACGAAAGAUUCUAUCUCGAUCGAGGGACAACCUCGUUGAAUCACAAUACGAGGAUCAAGACGAGGAAGACGUAUGGUAUAAUCUCGAUAAACUUUACAAGGAUCAUAUUCAAGAGGUAUUGGACAAAUGGAAUCAAAUCGACGACGAAAUAUGGGCCAAGGUAAUUGUUUUCGAAAGGAACCGAAGAGUAGCAAAAGCGUAUGCCAGAGCACCUGUUCUCACGAUCAAUGGAUCUAAUGAUGGAUUCGAUGGUUUCAGGAUAGGAUUAUGCGGUUUCGAAAAUCCUAUGAGAGAUUCGAAAACAGAAGAAGCAAAGAAACAUAUAAAUCAAGGUGUAAAGAUUAAAAUGGAUGAGCAAGGGAACAUAUUAAUAAAAAGGUUGUGUAAAAAUAAUGUUUACAUAAAACCGACCAGUCAGGAAGACAAUGCAAUUGGAGCAGAAAUUGCACGGAAUUCUCAAGGAGCAUUAGAACAUGAAAAACCGGGGAAAAUAUUUGACAUGAAUAAAUUUCAAACAAAUCUUUCUCGAGAGACUCGAAGAGCAUAUCCAGAUAGAAGAAGAUUGGAAAUGCAGUGUCUGAGUGCAAUUGUUUUCGUCAGAACUGAACCAGAUCUUCUUCAAUGCCCUGUGUGGGUUCUAAUUGUAAAUGUUGUCGGAUUAGAUAUGUUGAAAUCCAAGUUACCACCAGCGCUACAAAGGCCGGUGGAUAUUAAAAAUCGACCUAGGAUACCGAUUCCUGAUGAAGAUCCUUAUAGUAUAGCAGGGGUUUCAUCUUCAAUUGGAGUUUCUGAACCGUUCCAACAGGAUCGAGAAGCUCGAGAACAGAUCUACGCUCAAUCAACGAGUAGUAGACAAAGAAGAGCUGAAAGACCACCGAAACUACCACCGAGGGAAAAUCUCUAUAGUCAUGACAUACCCAAAACGAUCCGUAUUACUGCGGAUUAAGAGCUCGUGUUCCUAACUUCGUAAAGAUGGCGAAAAAUAGCAAAGUUUCAACGAGAGGGUAUGCUAGACCUCCUAAUCAAGCACCAGCAUAUACUGCCACGGGAUACGCUACUAGCCAAUCUUCUCAAAUUUAUGGCCAUCUACCUGGCAAUCGACCACCAAUUAUGUAUCAUGCACGAAGUUUCGAAAGUGGACUUGAUUCGGAUGGUAGAAACGAAUCGCCAUAUAAUCAUAUAUAUGGAAGGUUCCCUGUACCAACCAGAGGUGUAAUUCCUCCUACACCUAGAGCAAUGUAUAUUGGAGAGUGGGAUUAA